Messenger RNA from Engraulis encrasicolus (European anchovy), 2382 nucleotides. It is a transcript of the gene shisa7b, whose product is annotated as shisa family member 7. Gene Ontology annotation, biological process: regulation of short-term neuronal synaptic plasticity; regulation of AMPA receptor activity. The record is from RefSeq and is a predicted model, not a curated record. The transcript has 5 exons. Bases 1 to 2148 code for a protein of 715 amino acids. Gene Ontology annotation, cellular component: dendritic spine membrane; AMPA glutamate receptor complex; postsynaptic membrane. NCBI's taxonomy places the organism in Eukaryota, Metazoa, Chordata, Actinopteri, Clupeiformes, Engraulidae.
AUGAGGCUAACACUGUCCUCAGCCAUGCCAGCAGCAGCGGCCGUCGCUCUGUUGUGUACCCUAAUACUAGCCGCAGUUGCCUCGGCAACCGAGACUCUUCCCUCAGAGCGUCGCUUGGCAGCCAACGGAAGCCCAAUGCUGGUGCUCCUUCGGGGUCUCGGCAACGGCAACAACAAUAACAAGCCCCUCCCAGCCCCGCCCCCAGCCCCUUUGAGUGGCGGCCGCAGGAAGAUGAAGGAGGCGGCGGCCAUGGCCGUGAAACCCAAAGGCCUUGAGACCUUACCCAAGCCCCUGCCUCAGAUCGGCAACCUGACCGACGCCAUGAAGCCCCCGCUGGCCCCCGCCAACGUGGCCCCGCCCGAGAAGCUGGUCAACAUGGACGUGUGCCGCGGCUACUACGACGUGAUGGGCCAGUACGACCUGACCUUCAACUGCUCCAAGGGCACCUUCAUCUACUGCUGCGGCACCUGCCACUACCGCUUCUGCUGCGAGCACUCGCGCAACCGCCUGGACCAGGACUCCUGCACCAACUACAACACGCCGCCCUGGGUCAGCGUGCACGUCUCCACCACGCCGCCGCCCGGCUGGGAUGCCGGCCCGACCUUCGACCCCCUGAGGCCGCAGAGCAACACGGCCUACGUCAUCGGCGGAGUGCUGAGCUUCACGCUGGCUGUGGCCGUGGGCAUCAAGGUGGCCUUCCACAAGAUGUCCCGUCGACCCCACCACCGCGAGAUCAACAUGCCCAGGGCGCUGGUGGACAUCCUGCGGCACCAGUCCAGCCCCGGCCAGCAGGGGGAGCGCAACAACAGCACCAUCCUCACCACGGCCACCAGCGGAGAGGGCAAGCUCGGCCGGCCGCCCAAGAAGCAGCAGCAGCUCUACACGCCGGUGAUGCCCAGCAAGGACAACCGCCUUGGAAACGUCCAACACAAUAUAGGCCUGUCUGCCUCCAGCCCCAAACACACCGCCACUAUUGAGCGUGCCCCACGCAUGAACAACAUCCAGCUGGCCCCCGGGGGUACGCUGCUGUCCAGCAAGCACGUCGUCGCCAUGGGAGGAGGAGGUGGUGGCGGGGGAGGAGGAGGAGGAGGUGGCGGUGUCGGACUUGGAGGAGGAGGAGGUGGGGGAGGAGGCAGGCCGCCGUCGCACUCCUCGCUCUCCCACUCCUUCCACAACCUGGCACAGCUGCCGCCCUCCUACGAGACGGUCAUGAGGCCUGACAUCAGUCGCUACUGCUCACUCAAGAGGCUGGAGAAAGACCUGGAAGACUACAACACCUACAGUAUGUCUAGACGGCGGCCCAACAACGCCCCUCCGUCCUUCCACGCUUCCCAGCACCACCUGCACUGGGGCGGCGACUUCACCCUUGGAGCCCGGGGCACGCUGCCCCUACACUCCUCCCGCUCCCGCGUCCACCUCCCGGCCACGCCCAACCCGUACCCCCUGCCCCCGUCCCAGUCGUCCUACCACCAGGGCAUGGAGCCCAUGUCCCACCCGCCGCGCCGCGUCAUGUCCCAGGACCAGCUCCUGGCGCUGGGGGAGGGCAACACGCUGUCGCGCCUCUCCAAGAACGAGCAGCACCAGUACUACAAAGCCAUGACCACCAGCCGGAGCGCCACGUCGGCCGCCAUCGCCGCCACCCUGCGCCGCUCCCACGAGCGGCUCCUGGUGUCCCCCGACCGUCUGGAGGAGCGGGGAGGCAUGGGCAUGGGGAUGGGGGGCAUGGGGGGGAUGGGGAUGGGGAUGCGGGCGGCCGACUUCGGGAUGCCGACCAUGCCGCGUCUCACCAGCCACCACAAGGCCCAGUCGACGCAGAACGUGUGCGUCACGCCCUCCAUGGACCGCCACCACAUGAUCAAGAUGAACUCCCACCCCACCUCCGGACGAGACAUGGAGCGCAGCCACCCGUCCGCCACGGGCACCAUGGGCUGGGAGAGCGCCCACAGCUCAGGGGGCGGUGGAGGGGGAGGAGGAGGAGGAGGAGGAGGAGGAGGUGGGACUAUGGGGGGUCACAACGCCAGGCGCAUGGCCUUCGCCACCAGGCGUCAGAACACCAUCGAGCAGCUGAACUAUAUCCCCGUAGGAGGCAGCGGGGGCAACGCGGGUCAGUCGCUCAGAACAGGGAGCAAGAACGAAGUCACCGUGUGAGACCCACCGAGAGAGAGGUCAAGCGAGAGGUCAAAGGUCAAAGUGAACGAAGGUUGAUCACUUCAAAACGAAAAACCAACAAGCUGGGCUACGUGUGGCUCAACGCGAGUGGGGAAAACUAAGGCUUAUUCGAACAAAUAAGUACAGAGGGGAGAAUAGAGCGCCGAACUUGUUUGAAGAAUAAGCAAUAGACACUCUUCUGAGAGUGAGAGAGUCAGAGGGGCCUCUCUUUGA